AUGUCAGUUGUUCACGAGAAGCUGACUGGUACACAUGAAGCUCUCACCUUGUGUGUUGAUGAACAUGAUGACACUCUCAAGAGCUUGGGUGAGAAGCCGGUACAAAAGAAGGCAGCCAGUAAGCAUGUUUCAAAUGAACACCCUGCAUUAAAACCAAUGUUUGCUGACCUUUGUGGCAUUGAGUUGUCCUUGGGGAGGAAUAAACGAGCAGAUGCGUUAACACAUGUAAAGCCAUUAGAGAGCGGUGAAGCUUACAAGACUGGGGAAGAUGAUGAAGCGAAGACCUGGCACCCGAAUUGGAUUGGCCAUGUUGAUGAUGAAGUAAACGCCAAGUUCAUAAAGGAAGUCAUAGACUGGGUCUACAACAAUGAGAAGAUCUGCCGUGAAAAUCCUGCAUUAAAUAAUGACAUCCCUGAUGAUGACUUUGAUAAGGAAACCAUCACGCUAUGCACAAAGGACUACUUCCGAAAUGUACACAAACAGGCUGUGACUCGUACUGAUCCAUCAAAAAUUGAAAAGGCUAAUCAUAAGAAGACUAGUGGGCGUCAGAGGGGACGGCGUGUCACGGUCACUAGGAACUGUUGUGAAGCUGCAGUGGCCUUUGAGAAAGAGACAGGAAACUUGGGUGCGGUUGCAAUGAUCGAUACUGAUUACACAUCAGAUAUCUUGACCUGCGGAGACCUGAGUGAGGAUACCAAGUAUGACACUGAUGAGCACGAACCAGCUGUCAAUGCCAGUACCUCAUGUCCAAUGAAGCGCCGCAAAACCAUGGAAGCGAGUACCAGGACAAAAGUCUAUGUGAAGAAGACCUUUGAUAUCAGCCCCAGCCAGAUGGAUGAGGACACACCAUUGUCUGCAAAAAAUAACCUGCCAUUCAAGAAUAUGGUUGUGAAGCACUGGAGGCAAAAACAUCCAGAGAUGAAGACGCUUGACGGAGUUCCAUGGUUAGAGGGAUUCUGGACUGCCCUCCAACAAGAUGAUGUGAUUAAGGAGGACUAUACAUAUUUGAAAGAGCUCGAGGAGUGGCACCUGAAACAGGACAAUGGGGGAGAUGAAAGUGGGGGAGAUGAGAGCAGGGGAGAUGAAAAAUGA
Molecule: messenger RNA, 1092 nt
Organism: Suillus paluster
Lineage: Eukaryota; Fungi; Basidiomycota; Agaricomycetes; Boletales; Suillaceae
Exons: 6
Coding region: 1-1092 (363 amino acids)
Source: RefSeq, a predicted model, not a curated record